This is a messenger RNA of Ostrea edulis (European flat oyster), 2357 nucleotides long. RefSeq lists its product as uncharacterized. The coding region runs from base 282 to 1925 and encodes 547 amino acids. The record is from RefSeq and is a predicted model, not a curated record. Lineage: Eukaryota; Metazoa; Mollusca; Bivalvia; Ostreida; Ostreidae. Gene Ontology annotation, molecular function: ubiquitin protein ligase activity; zinc ion binding; translation repressor activity. Gene Ontology annotation, biological process: protein polyubiquitination; proteasome-mediated ubiquitin-dependent protein catabolic process; negative regulation of translation. The transcript has 2 exons.
AAGUAUGGAGAACAGGAAGUUAGAUAAUAUGAGUGUAAGUUAGUUACUCACACCACUGUUAAAGUGUCAUGUGAUGUUUAAAACAAGGAAGAAUGAAAUGAAAACUACCACGUUUUGCGACGGUACACUGUACCUGUCAUGAGAAUUAAGUAGUAGAAGCGGUGGUAUGAUGUUAUGCAUGGGGAUCAACCAUACCUUUGUUACCUGCAUAUAGAGAGGAGCUAGGAAUCACCCCCCAAAAAAGUAUUCAACAGUUACUGUAAGUGUACUUCGCAAAAGACAUGACGCACAUGAUUCAAGCUCAGAAGGCCAGACUGUGCGAUUUUUGUCAAGAUCCUGUCUAUAAUAUCUGCCGUGAAUGUGGGGACGGACUCUGCAAAAUUUGCACCGCAAAUCACUUCGUUUUAAAGCCGUCACAAGUGCAUGACAUUGUCCCUUACAAGUACGGAAAAGGAAGUCGCAUCUUUAAUCAGUGCGCAUGCCUGUCCACUGAGAAACCAGCAUUUUACUGUUUUGAUUGUUACACACCAUUUUGUGAUGCUUGCGAGAGAGCCCACCGUUUGCAUAAUUCGGGGUGUAUUUCGGAAAAUAUCAAUGUUCUUGUUGAAAUGUUACAGAAACAGAAUCUGGAAUUAAUUAAUAUCAUUAUUCCCCACUAUCAGUCCAAAACAGACGCUGUUAGGUUGAAAAUCUCUGAACUUCCCGGUAGAUAUGACAAUAUUAAGCAAAGGAUGGAGACCCAUAGAACAUCUCUACACAAAGCCAUUGAUGAAAUCUUUAACAGGGAGCUUAACAAAUUGCGUGAAAUAGAAAUUAGUCAUCGGGCAGGACUAUUGAAACAGCUUGAGAAAAUCAUAAAACAGACUGAUCUUAUCGAGAGAGUUAUUGCACGCAAUUAUGAUAUAUUGAGUGAUGCCAAAUUGCUGUUCGAAGCAAAUGUCUUCGAACUUUUUACACCAAUAACCAAUGCUCCUCUAAAAAUUGAGGAACAUAGCACCCCUGAAUUUGUUGUAAAUGUGGAAAAUACACAUGAAAAGUUUAAAGACGUUGUUGGUUCUCUUGUUGAAAAGGGAACCGUUGUCUCUUCUUACACACCGAACCUACACCAAACAUUCUGUUUAAAACCAAUGACAUCCCCAAAACAGAUUUCACUGCUCAGUUGUGACAUGUACGUUGGGGACAUCGCAUGUGAAAGAAGUGGCACGGCCUGGGUGUGUGGACUUGCAUCUAGGCAUAUUGUUCAGUAUGAUCUGAAAGAAGGUAAAACGAAAAACUCCAUUUCUGCUACUACCCAGCCAUCGUUCGUAGCCUUGAACCGCUUAGGGCAUCUAUUCUACACCGAAUUUCGAGAUAGCUCUGUGAAAUAUGUGACCCACACGACACCUCAAUCGUUCGCUAAAACAAAAGGAUGGCAACCUCGAGGAAUCAUCUGCACUGACCAUGGUGACGUUCUUGUUUCAGAGUACAGCGCAAAUCUGAAACACUCGAGGAUUGCUAGAUACAAUAGUUGCGGUUGUUUGGUGAAAGUCAUAGAAUGUAAUGAGUCGCAAAAGCCUUUAUUUCAGGAUAUCAUGUUCAUUUGUCAAAACAGGAACGGGGACAUUGGUGUUACUGAUAGAGUAAAAUCGGUAGCCAUCAUUGUUCGGCAGAAUGGUCAAAAGAGAUUUGAAUAUUCUGGUCAUAUCCGUUCAUGUGACUUUUCAGACUUUGGUUUAAGUGGAAUUAGUACAGACAGCCGUUGUAACUAUGUUAUUUCGGAUGCUCACAAUAAUACCCUGCAUGUUAUUGACUGGCAAGGAAAGUUUCUGUUUUAUGUUAUGCCAGGAAAAAUUGUUGCUCCGAUGGCGAUCUGCGUUGAUGAAAAAGACAGGGUGUGGGUUGCCGAGGCACGUGGUACUAUCAGAGUGUUGACUUAUAUUGAUUGAGAAUUGUGUCCAUCUGCAACUUUGACGAAGCUCUUCAUUCAGUUGAAAACAUAGGAAAAACCUAAAAGAAAGCUUAAAGAGACACUACAGCUCAUUUUGCGCAAAAAUCAUGAAAUGACAAUUUUCCCAGCGCUUUCUCAAUUUUUGUUGCAUUGUUGAAAGUAUGAACUUUGCGAAAAUAACACUUAUCUAAAGUUAAAAAUUAUCGUUUUAACGUUAAAAUUAAUACUUUUUGAUGGCCUAUACACAAAAUAUCGAGUCUCCUCCUUUCAGUCUUCAGACGCAUGCGCAUAGACAGUAAACAGUGCAGCAUGUCGUCCAGAGAGAGAAAGUGUAGUUGAUAGAUCUAGAAGUUUGACAGAUUCUGUGAGAAAAGAGGUAAAAUUAGAAUGAGAUAAAACUCAUACGUGAAAUAAAAUUUACCUUGGUAUC